Messenger RNA from Phytophthora infestans T30-4, 2904 nucleotides. RefSeq names its product nuclear pore complex protein Nup93-like protein. Gene Ontology annotation, biological process: protein import into nucleus; poly(A)+ mRNA export from nucleus. Gene Ontology annotation, cellular component: nuclear pore. NCBI's taxonomy places the organism in Eukaryota, Oomycota, Peronosporomycetes, Peronosporales, Peronosporaceae. Gene Ontology annotation, molecular function: structural constituent of nuclear pore. The record is from RefSeq and is a predicted model, not a curated record. Bases 1 to 2736 code for a protein of 911 amino acids. The transcript has a single exon.
AUGGCCUCUAACGAUGUGGACUUCCGGGCGCUGUACCAGAGCUCACUAAAGCUGACGACGUCGCUCGGUGAGCUGGGGAUCCCUCGUCUAGAGAAGCGUUUAGAGCAACUAGAUGAUGCGUCGCGUGCACUCAACGCGCAGGUCCCCAGUACUAGUGGAAGCCGCAAGCGUCCAGCAGCCGCAGGGGCUGACAAGGCCAACUUCCUGCUUGCAUCUAAGGGUAUCGACGCUGAGAAGCUCAGCAAGGAGCUAAAGCAGUUCGAGAUCGCGCCUGAAUUUGAGCCCGAGACGCCCCUGGGCGAGACGGAUCUAGAGGGAUAUCUCGCUCACCACCACGAAAUGAUCGUUCUAACCGCCAUCGAGGACGUUAACCGUCGCACAGUGGAAGCUACACAUGACCGCAUGAACCGUGCUAUGAUCGACGACUUCGAGGACGCCAGGCAGCGCCUUUUAGAGGACCUGGGAGGUGCCAAACAGCUCGGUAUCAGCAACUACCCUCGCAUAUUGGAUUCGGACGAAGCUACUGGCAGUAUCUUCUCCUCUGCAGCUCGUGACAAGCGUCAAGCACUCGAACCUGCGUCUGGUCUGGGCCUCAGCGGCGCGUCCUUUGCCGGUCAGCCGCGUUUCCAGGCCACAGGCUUCGGAACGCCGUCGCUGCAUAUGUCACAGUUGCAGAUGGAGAACGCUAUGACGGAGGAGAUGAAACAGUACUAUUCCGUCAUCAAAGAGCUUAACAGCAGCCGCGUGCCAAACACGCGCAGUCAGUUCGAACUCGCCCGUCACUUUCAACGAAUUUGUUCGUCCAACGUGUCGAUAUCAGUGACUGGAUCCAAGUGGGAGGCCGUACUUAAAUGCUGGCAACUCGUCAAUGACUUACUGGCAGGUGGUGAUGCUACCAAGCCCAACGCGCCGAAGCUAGCAGAGCGUGAAUACCAGACUGUCCGACAAGGAAGUGACGGAGCGCAACGUAAGCUACUCCAGCAUCGCCUUGCAUUCGGUGCCCGCGUCUUCCUGGAGAACCAAUUCCGUGUCUUCGUACAGGAAACUGUGCAGAAGAACAGCCUCGCUAUUGGUGGUAUUCCGGAUCUAGUGUCCACUAUUCGGGCGUUCGUCAAGCAUCUGCACAGCUCGCGUUAUGCUGCCAAUGGUAGUGGCGGUAGUACUGAUGUAGACAAUAUCUGGGCUGUCAUCUACUACUGUCUCCGCUGCGGCGGUGACCAGGAAGCGGCUAAUCUCGUGGCCAAACUGUCCAGCUCGGGUGACGACUCCACCAUUGAUGGCGAUGUGCUCUGUGCGUUGAAAUACCGUGCACACCAGAAGAGCUUGUACGCUGACCGCAGCGCCAACCCAUUGAACGCCUUUUCUAAGCAAUUUCCUGCCGAGUUUGAGCGCUUGGUGGACCGCUAUCACCGUUUGGUGAGCUCCUCGAUCGACGCGGUGUCUGUGGUGAACCCAUUUGAACGCUGUGUAGUGAACCUGUUAUGCUUCGGCAACGUCAACGCCAAUGAGCAGCGUAUUACGACUACAGUGGAGGACUAUCUGUGGCAACGUCUGUGCUUUAUCCAGCGUGUUGCAGCCACCAGCUCUGCUCCGGACAGUACAAUCACAAAGCUAUCGCAGAGUAUGCAGAAGUUUGGACCAACGCAUUUCGAAGGCGGCGUGCAGCCUGGUGGUGGCAACUUCUCUGCGUUCCUGUACUUCGAGAUUCUACUCAUCACGCAGGAGUUCGAGAAAGCUGUUAAAUAUUUGGCCUCCAAGGGUUAUCUGCUGGAAGCAGUGCACUUCGCGAUCACGCUCAAGCACUUCGGGCUACUGGAGUGCACGUCGUUCUCAAUGGGAGAGGAAGACGAAACGACAGUCGAUUUGGUGCGUCUGGUUCGCCAGUACAUUCACGGUUUCCAGCGUGCUAAUGCAGCGGAGGCAGCAGACUAUGUGGCCUGCAUUUCGGACUUGACAGCGAAGAAGGAGUUGCUCGCAGAGCUGCUACUGGACACACGCAAGUUUGAUAUGCUUGCUGGAUUUACGAACAACACAGACGGCUCACGUACGCGUGGCCUGUACGACCACUUGCUCAAGGAUGAGCCUGAAGAUGAGGUCAAGGAGCUCAUUCUCUCGGCUGCUCGCAAGGCUGAGGCUCGUGGUCGUCCGCAUGAUGCGUUCGCUCUAUUGAAGAGCGCAGGCGACAUUGAAGGCGUUAUUUUGCUGCUGAACUCGCAGCUCAGCUCGACGUUGUCAGCCACACGACCAGAGCGUGAGGAAUGGUUCCGUGAGGCCAAGGAGUUUGCCGAGAAGUGGAUGCGCUUCCCUUGGGUCCAGACGAUUGCCAACCGACAUGCGCGUACAGCUGCGAUUGCCUUCCAGACACUCCUGAACAUCAGUAUCUUCCUGGAGAUUUUCGAGAAGCAGCAGUACGAAGACGCCAUCGGGUUUGUGGAUGAAUUGGAGGUGGUGCCGACACAGAACUCGAGCAACUUGUCGCUGUGUGUUGAUCGCUUCCUGUCUUUCGACGAGAGUGUCCGACAGAACUUCCACAUUCUGCUGCUCGGAUAUAUGGAGUGCCUUGUGCGUGACGCAGACCGCGUCAAGACUCAGGUCUCUGGCGAAAUUCGUCGUGCCGGCAUCGCUGCUCUGCGCGAAAAGGCCGAACUCCUCGUCACAUUCGCAGGCAUGAUCAAGUUCCGACUUCCUUCAGGUACCAACGAGCGACUGAACCGCAUGGAGGCCAUGAUCUAUUAGAAUGCCCCCGCUGGGAUACCGUUCAAGAAGGAGAUCGCAAAGAACAAUUAAGGCUGUCGACAACGAAUGUUACAUGAAGUUUCUCUUGACUACAUCCACAUUCAGCUGGUCCUCCUACUUGCUACUUAAGUACUACUAACGGUCAAAUAAAUCUUGCAUGCUGCUUGU